AUGUCUUCUCUCACCUGGGACGGACUCACCUUUGGUGUAGAACUCGAAUUCAUGGCUGCUCCUCCCGAACGAGCCCACUGGAAAUUGUACACCCCGGCAGCAGCAGCACGAUCCAACGUCUCCAAGCUGCUCUCCCAGCACACUACUCUUCCCAUUGCCUGUGAGUGCGAGCACUUCGACAACGAGGCUUGCGCCGUCUGUGCUGACAUUCCCGACAAGUACAAGGUAGAUCGUGUAUGCUACAUCCAGCCUGGAGCAAGCGCUGAGUCCAUGGUGGCGGAUGCCUGCUUUCUCUUCAAGUACGAAUUCCUCGAAUGCGUCAAAGCUAUCAACGCAGAGCGCUGCUGGCCUGGCGUAGAGGUGUGUACCCCUAUUCUCGGCCAAGCUGAGUUAGCUUCUGGUCUUCCUACCAUCAAGACUUUCCUUUCGGCUCUCCGAAAGACAGGUGCUUUUAUCACGGCAGAUGAAAGUUGCGGCAUGCACGUCCACGUCGGCGUCGAAGAAGGCAUGACAGUUUAUCUCGCAAAGAGAAUCACGACACUCGUCGUUCUUCUCGAGAACACUCUCAUUCUUCGUCUCGUUGCGCCUUGCCGAUGGACAAGUACCUAUGCUAGGCCCAUCUGCGACGACUCACAGGCUGCGGAAGAGGAUACCCUCACUAUCGAAUGGGCUGACAUGCAAGAUUUCGAGAAGCACAUGCCUUCGCAGUCGAGCAUGCGUCCGAGCAAGUGGAACAACAAUGAUCCCAAGAUGUACUACAGAAUGCUUCGUACCAUCUGGUCGUGCAGAGACCUGGACAAUCUCUCAAUGCAGCUUCGAAGGAGAGGUAUCAGCCGCUGUGGCCUUGCAAUCGCGUUGCGCAAUGCUGAGGUUAGUCGCAAUAAGCUCUACCCGCGAAGCAAAUAUGAAGGGACACCCACAACUGUUGAGUUCCGCUACUCACAGAUGACAUUCGACCAUGUCCUUCUCCGCAACUGGGUCGAAGUCGUGGCGCGCAUCGUAGAUCUUGCGCGGGCCCAAGAUGAAGAGUUCAAGAAGAUUGUUCAGACGAUUAUCGAUCUGAACUAUGAGGCCGGUGUGCAACAUACUUCUGCUUGGAAGUCUUUGUUGGAACGAGUGUUCAAACUGGAGCAUCGCAUUCCCGAAUGGGAGGCUCAGCUGGACAAGUUCAAGCAAGGUGAGUACAUUUCUCUCUUGAACAAAAGACUUCUUCUCCUACCAGAGUAG
This is a messenger RNA of Fusarium poae, 1227 nucleotides long. RefSeq lists its product as uncharacterized. The record is from RefSeq and is a predicted model, not a curated record. Bases 1 to 1227 code for a protein of 408 amino acids. Lineage: Eukaryota; Fungi; Ascomycota; Sordariomycetes; Hypocreales; Nectriaceae. The transcript has a single exon.